Molecule: messenger RNA, 4315 nt
Organism: Eleginops maclovinus (Patagonian blennie)
Lineage: Eukaryota; Metazoa; Chordata; Actinopteri; Perciformes; Eleginopidae
Gene: mctp1b
Product: multiple C2 domains, transmembrane 1b
Exons: 22
Coding region: 122-2827 (901 amino acids)
Biological process (GO): regulation of neurotransmitter secretion
Cellular component (GO): synaptic vesicle membrane
Molecular function (GO): calcium ion binding
Source: RefSeq, a predicted model, not a curated record
GGGGGUUCAGAGCGCAUUUCUCGGUGUAAUGUAACGGAACAGUUAGCACAUAGAUUGGUUUCAGUUCCUCCGCACAUCCGGACUCUCUGCACCGGUGUGUUGGCCUCUUUGAGCCCCGGGAAUGGAGCAGUUCGCCGGGGAGGAUGAGAGCGACGUGUCCCCGCAGCAGAGCACCGUGUGGCAGCAGAUCACAGCCCGGGCUAAGCCGCUGCUCAGCCCCAAGCUGGGCUCCAGAGAGCCGGAGGAGAAGAAGGAGAAGGGCAUGUGGAUGUUCAAGAAGAUGAAGAGGAAGGAGAACGUCUCCCUGGACCGAAUCAUCUCCUCCUCGCAGCCGGAUCUGCUGUUCGCCUCAGCGCCGGAUCCGGAGGCGAAGGAGGCGCAGCAGCUCUGCGGCAAAGCUGCCGGCAGCAGCGGCAGUGGAGGCUCCGGGCUCCGGGAGAGGCUGCCCUCCAAGCCCACGGUGGCUCACCUGGUUCAGUCCCACCACAAGAGCUCCUCUCUGGGGUCUGCGUGUCUGGAGAGGCUGGCCGGACCUCCAGGCGGUAGCAGCGGCAGGAGCGGCAGCAGCGGUGGAGCAGGCGAAGCGGCAACAGCUGCAGCAGCGGUGGAGACACAGCCGGAGGAGAACCAGGAGGAUCAGCAGGGUUUCGGUGCUCCGUCCUCGGGGGUCUCGUCUGAGCGGUCCCUCCCCAGCUCCGGCAUGUACAAGAUGGAGAUCGAGCUGAAGAGAGGGAACAAUCUGGCCGUCAGAGACCGAGGAGGCAGCAGCGACCCAUAUGUGAAGUUCAAGCUCGCUGGGAAAGAGGUGUUUCGAAGCAAAACCAUCCACAAAAACCUGAACCCGGUGUGGGACGAGAAGACCACGCUAAUACUGGACUGUCUGAGUGACCCUCUGUAUGUCAAGGUGUUCGACUACGACUUCGGCCUCCAGGACGACUUUAUGGGUUCUGCUUACCUUUACCUGGAGUCUCUGGAGCAGCAGAGGUCCAUUCCUGUGACUCUGGUUCUGAAGGACCCUCAGCACCUGGACCAGGAUCUGGGUUCUCUGGAGCUGUCGGUCACCCUGACCCCCAAAGACAGUCCUCUGGAGGAGAGGAGGGACUCCACCCUGAGAAAGGUUCAGACGUACCGCUGGAAGCCGUACGUGAACAAAACCAUGCUGCUCAGGAGGUCCUGGAAAAGAUCUACUAAGCAGCAGUCCCUGCGUCUCUCGGAGCUGCACAGGAAGUCUCAGCUGUGGCGGGGGAUCGUCAGCAUCGCUCUGAUUGAGGGCCGCAGUCUGACCCCCAUGGACCCCAACGGCCUGUCAGACCCCUACGUCAAGUUCAGACUCGGACACCAGAAGUACCGGAGCAAGACGGUGCCUAAGACUCUGAGUCCUCAGUGGAGGGAGCAGUUUGACCUCCACCUGUUCGAGGAGACUGGAGGAGUUUUAGAGAUCACGGUGUGGGACCGAGACACCGGGAGGAGGGACGACUUCAUCGGACGCUGUCAGCUAGACCUCUCCACUCUGUCUAAGGAGCAGACCCACCACCUGGACCUCCCUCUGGAGGAGUCCCGGGGCUUCGUGGUGCUCCUGGUCACGCUGACGGCCUCGGCUCACGUCUCCAUCGCCGACCUCUCAGUGACGCCGCUGGACGACCCGCAGGAGAGGAGGGAGAUCCUCAAACGCUACGGGGCGCUGAAGUCCUUCUCCAACUUCAGAGACGUCGGCAUCGUCCAGGUGAAGGUGAUGAGAGCCGAAGGACUCAUGGCUGCAGACGUCACAGGUAAGAGCGACCCGUUCUGUGUGCUGGAGCUGACCAACGACCGGCUGCAGACUCACACCGUCUACAAGAACCUGAACCCGGAGUGGAACAAAGCCUUCACCUUUAACAUUAAAGACAUCCACUCGGUGUUGGAGGUGACGGUGUUUGAUGAAGACCGAGACCGGAGCGCUGACUUCCUGGGAAAAGUCUCCAUCCCUUUAUUACAUAUCCGUAACGGUGAGCAGAAGAGCUACGUGUUAAAAAAUAAAGAGUUAACGGGUCCGACUAAAGGAGUCAUUUUCCUGGAGAUAGACGUCAUCUACAACAUCGUGAAAGCAGCGAUGAAGUCUAUCGUCCCCGCAGAGCAGAAAUACAUCGAGGAGGAGCCCAAAGUCUCCAAACAGCUGCUGCAGCAGAACUUCAACCGGGUGAAGAGGUGCAUCAUGGUCCUCAUCAGCUACGGGACAUACAUCAACAGCUGCUUCGAGUGGGAGUCUGCACAGAGGAGCAUCAUCUCCUUUGUGAUGUUCGUGCUGGUGGUCUGGAACUUCGAGCUCUGGAUGCUGCCGCUCGCUCUGCUGCUGCUGCUCAUCUGGAACUGCUUCUUCUGCUGCAGCAGGGACUCGGCCGACACGUCGAUGGAGGCCAUGUUUGAUUGGGAGGAUGAAGAAGAGGACAAAGAGGAUAAGGAGUCGGAGCACAAAGGCUUCAUGAACAAACUGUACGCCAUCCAGGACGUCUUCAUCAGCGUUCAGAACGCUCUGGACGAGGUGGCGUCGUACGGAGAGAGGAUCAAGAACACGGUGAACUGGACAGUGCCUUUCCUCAGCUGGUUGGCAAUCGCAGCCUUGUGUUCGGCCACCGUCCUCCUCUACCUCAUCCCUCUGCGCUACCUGGUGCUGGCCUGGGGGGUGAACAAGUUCACGAAGAAGCUGCGCGACCCGUACAUGAUCGACAACAACGAGCUGCUCGACUUCCUGUCCAGAGUUCCCUCCGACGUGCAAGUGAUGCAUUACCGGGAGCUGAAGGUGGAUCCGGGUCAGAGUCCCAGCAAACGCAGAAGAACGAUCCAAAGUUAGCGUCUCUCUUCCUGUAAACGCUCUAAAUUACUUUUAUUUGGAUUCUUCUUCUCGUGCUUUCCUUUAUAUACAGACGAUGUAAACGUUUUUUUAUUAUUACUGUGGAAACACUUAUUUUGUAUUUCUUGUAAAGAGUGUUUAUCUCCUGUGAAACACAGUGUGUGAUACUGUGUGUUAUGAGUGUGUAUGUUACACAGAGUAUGCAUGUUCUGUAUGAAGGCGUGACGCUGCUGCUGCAUGAAGGUUUCAUUCAUAUGUUUUAUUAUUUCUAACUCGAUGUGUGUGUCGGUAGAGAUGCAUGUACUGCAGUAUUUAUACACACAGUCAAAUAGUAUGUCAGAUCCACGGAAUAUUGAACAUGCAAAGCUUUUUUUUAACAGUAUGAGCUCUGUCAAAUACCUACGGGACUAGUGGCAACUUAAAAUAUGUAUUUUGUAAUAUUGGUUUGCAGGUUAAAGGGGCAUUCCAACAUUUUUGCACACGUAGAGUUUAGACAAUUAAUGCAAUAAAUAAUAUUACCUUCAUUUCCUCCCGUCAGAGAACAGCGCUAUAACUAUCAUUUAUUAUUAUUAACCAAUCAAAUAUUUGAGGUCAAUGCACGAGCGAUGGAAUUAAUUGUAUUAUUAUAGCAGUAACAAAGAGACACAUAUACAUUCAGUUUGUAUAGCAGCGCUUUACUUUCAACCCUUUAACUACAUUUAUUUUAUAAUAAAUUCUUAUCUUUUGCAGGUGAAAGAGGCACUUCACCAUGUAGAAAUGUAAUUGAUUAAUUUAGAGAGUAAUCGGCUGCUGAAACCUUAAUAAAAAUAACUACAUUUUAAUAAUAUUGAGUUUAACUUCACGCUGGACUUUUUGCUUUUUAAUUAAAAUAAAUCUGAAGUCUUCCUCCAUCAUCGUCCUGUAAUGGUACUAAUGAAAGUAUUGAGUAUGCACUUAAUUACAUGUAUAUGAAGCCAUAUCUGUGUUUAAAAGAAGAGCAAACAUGAAGCAAAAACAACAUAAAACAUGUAUUUUAUUUAGCUAUUUUUAAUCCUGAUAUCAUUCGUUUAUAACUCAGUUUAUUUGUAUUUAUUUUAAGUUAAAAUGAUUGCAUUUUGACUAACUCUCCCUGUCCAAUUUAUUUUAAUUUCCUUUAGUUUGCUGCUAGUUUUCUGAGUGUACAGCCACCGUCCUGCAGGUCCUCCUCUCUGCAGGGCUUCAGGUGUUCUGGGAUUUCUUGCAUGUGUGUGUGUGUGUGUAUAAAUGUGUCAUUUUGUACGUGUCAAAGUGCUUCUGCAUGAAUGAAAUAUAUGCAAAGUGCAUUUAUGGAUACUGAAUGUAUUUAAGAUGUGACGUCAGAUCCACCUGAGCUGCAGGUAAAGGAGGUUUGUGGGGGUUAUAUCUGACAUAAACCCUCCCCAUGUCUUCUGCCAUUGGGUAUUUGCUGCUGAUUACAGGCUGUAAUUACUGUGUAGUUUGUCUGAGGAAAUAUAUUUCUACGCAGAUCCA